Messenger RNA from Colletotrichum gloeosporioides, 1356 nucleotides. RefSeq lists its product as uncharacterized. Gene Ontology annotation, molecular function: zinc ion binding; DNA-binding transcription factor activity, RNA polymerase II-specific; transcription cis-regulatory region binding. Bases 1 to 1356 code for a protein of 451 amino acids. Gene Ontology annotation, biological process: positive regulation of transcription by RNA polymerase II. The transcript has a single exon. Gene Ontology annotation, cellular component: nucleus. NCBI's taxonomy places the organism in Eukaryota, Fungi, Ascomycota, Sordariomycetes, Glomerellales, Glomerellaceae. The record is from RefSeq and is a predicted model, not a curated record.
AUGGUCACCAACCGCGUCAGAGUCGUCGAGGGCUCCUGCUGGCCCUGCAAGAAAAGACGCAUCAAGUGCGAUCUUACCAAGCCGACUUGCGUUCGAUGCGCCAAGAUUGGUGCUGAUUGCGAUUUCAGCGUCCGGAGACUCAAGUGGUGCACCCGUCCGACCAUCAAGGCCCCGGCCAUCUACCAGAUCACGACCCGAGAUGUACAACUAGCUUCAUCGCUGGCCGCCGACGAGAGACGCGCACUCGACUACUUCCAUCACCGCCUAUGGCCGAUGUUCACCACCGCACCAGAACCUUGUGCCGCCCCAAUUCUGCAAGCCCUCGAGCAUCGAGUCGUGCUUCUGGCGACAUGUGUCAUUGCCGACGCCCACCGGGUGCUUCAAGACGGGCGUAACAGCCGCAACCUACUCCGCAUGAAGCGGCUAGAAUGCCUGGCGGCUUUGAGAGGCGAGCUGGGCGACACGCAAAUAGCCAAGAUCGACAAGGAGUCGCUGAUGACACUGCUUCUGGCAGUACUACUGCUCUACUUCCACGACGGGUACCUCGAGUGUGCACAAGCUUCCGCGUCGACUACAAGCCACCAUGGUGGUGUACGGGCAAUCGUCGACAGUCUGGGAGGCAUCAAUACCGUCCUAGAAACCAGCCACGAGUCGAUACAUAUGCUCCUUUCGGAAUUUGCGUCUACGGACCUCACAUCAGUCAUGCUGAAGGGCGGCCAGCCUGCCUUCAAGGCGGAGAUCUGGGAAACGAUAGAUACUCGAGCUGUUUGGUGGGGGAGAGAUAUUCUUGGCAGGUCUUCAUUGGCAUCAGUCUUCCAGCAGAUAUGUCGCCUGGCAUGGUAUCUGGAUGAGCUGAUCAAAGGAUCAGAGCAACUCUCCAUGUCGACCGUGCGAGACUUCGAGACUGCACUAUCGCCGGUGUAUGCCAGAAUCACCGAUGCAGCAGAGAGCGACACCGAAACUGAGACGGUGGCCAACGACGCGUUCACACUCAUUCGGGUAUUUCAACACACGGCACUCAUCUACAUGUACCGAGCCAUAUGCGGCCUGCCGGUCUCUCAUUCCCUCGUGCAGCAGCACGUUCUUCCGUGUUUGGAGUGCAUUCUAGACAUCAAGCAACCAUCCAAGGUGCUGAAUUGUGUCAUCUUUCCUCUUCUGGUGGCUGGUGCUCAUGUGUCCUCACCAAGAAAUCGAAAGGCGGUGUUGGGUUUGGUUCAGGUUAUCCGUGAUGAGAUACGAUUCGCUUCAUUUCAUUCUGUGUCUGAUGUUCUCACUGGGAUUUGGAAGGCUGAUCGGGAAGAGGUUUCAUGGUUUGAAAUGUUUUCGGAACUUGGAGUUGAUGCGAUUGUACUAUGA